This is a messenger RNA of Hyla sarda, 3620 nucleotides long. RefSeq lists its product as uncharacterized. The transcript has 2 exons. The record is from RefSeq and is a predicted model, not a curated record. Lineage: Eukaryota; Metazoa; Chordata; Amphibia; Anura; Hylidae. The coding region runs from base 1564 to 2478 and encodes 304 amino acids.
CGGAUGAGGCUUCUGAAUCGGCAUCUGACUCAGAGGACCGCUCGGAUACAGUUGAAACGGUGAACUCAUUGGUUGCGGCCAUAAGAGACACCUUUCACUUAGAGGACCCAGGAUCUUCGAACGUGACUCCUGAAGUAUCCUUUCAUCGUGUUCAACCAGCACCUCAAGGGUUCAGCUCUCACGCUGAAUUUCACAUCCUUCUGGAAUCUGCAUGGAAACAUCCGGAUAAGAGGUUCUCGGGAAUGAAGAGGGUUCAAGUGCGUUACCCAUUCGCCAAGGACCUUGCCUCUAGGUGGUUUCCCCUCUCUCGGUGGAUCCACCAAUUUCCCGAAGUUUGCCUCUGAAGCAGCGGGCUCUUCUCUGCUUCCCACCUUCACCUCUGCAUGGGGGUUCAAGGCCCUUUCGAGGAUCUAUUUUGCUUUGGUUCUCCAAUGCUCUAAAGCUGGGGGCUUUCUGUGCUCAGCUACCGUGCAGUCAGUCCGUUGUGCUGCCUUUGCUGUGUGUCUCCUAGCGGCCCUCCGCCACUCCAUGUGACUUAGGGCGCGGGAUGCGGAUGCCGCCUCCAAAAGUUUUCCUACCGAGUUUCCUUUUACUGGUACCCGUCUUUUUGACAGCGCCUUGACGAGAUUAUCUCUGAGGCGACGGGGGGUAAGAGUUACUUGUUGCCUCAAAAUAAGGCUUUCUUUUCUUGGGGAGGUCCUCUUCCUUUGGCCCCAAUAAGGGGUCUGGGCAGGCGCCUUCGCGGUACAAGAGGUCUGUCUUCGAAGUCGGACACCAACCGUUCCGGCCGUUUUGCGGCCAAAUCGGGUUACCGCAAUCCCACUUCCGCAUGGAGUGAAGCCACCACCCGCAGGUUUUUCUCGGGUGGGAGGUAGUCUCUUACUUUUUCGAGACAGCUGGACCACACACAUUCAGGAAGUCCCGAGCUCCCCGGUCUCCUUCUCUGGCGAAGCAGUUUCGGGAGGCCCUCCAGUCCCUGCCCAGGGAGUCAUUGUCCCCAUUUCUCCAGGGGAAUGUUUUCAGGGUUUUUUAUUCCAAUUUUUUUUGUGGUUCCCAAGGAAGGUGGUUCUGUGCGACCGAUUCUGGACCUCAAGCGUCUCACCGUCAUCUUCUCCGCCACUUCCGAAUGGAAUCUCUCCGUUCGGUAGUGGCAUCCAUGGAACAAGGGGAUUUUCUUUCUUCGUUGGUCAUCAAGGAUGCCUACCUCCAUGUUCCAAUAUUUCCCGGCCAUCAGCGGUACCCCCGCUUUGCGGUUCCGGAGGGGCAUUUUCAAUUCAUAGCCCCCCCCUUUUGAUCUGGCCUCGGCUCCUCGAGUCUUUACAAGAUCCUUGCGCCAGUAAUAGCCCUGUUGCGGUCGAGAGGAGUUUCACUGAUCCCUUUCCUGGACGACCUUCUCAUCUAGGUUCCCACCAGAGUCCAGACUCUGGAGAAUGUGGAUCUCACUCUUUAGAUCCUGAUUCAUUUCGGGUGGAUGGUCAACCGGGACAAGUCUGUCCUCUCUCCCGCCCAGUCUCUGAUUUUUCUUGGAAAUUCAACUCAGUCUCUGCUCGGACUUGCCUUCCGAUGGACAAACGUCUGACGCUCCUGUCAGGAGUCUGCUCUCUUCGGGCCCAGGCCCCAGUUUCCAUCCGAAAUUACAUGGAAGUCUUGGGUCGGAUGGUAGCGGCCAUGGAAGCCGUACCCUUUGCCCAGUUUCAUUACCAUCCCCUUCAACUGGCGAUUCUCUCUCGAUGGGACAGAUCUCCUCUGUCUCUCGAUCGUCAAGAUUACUCUCCCUCGUUGGAUCCGUCAGUCUCUGCUCUGGUGGCGAUCAUUUCUUCCCCUCCACUGGCAGGUGGUGACAACGCAUGCCAGUCUGUCGGGCUGGAGCGGUGUGUUCAGGGUCUGGACGGUUCAAGGCCUCUGGUCUACCCUGGAAGCCCUUCUUCCGAUAAACAUCUUCGGAAUGAGGGCGAUUCUUCUUUGUCGUCUUCUUGGGAGUUCCUGCUUCAGUUCCGCCCUUUCCGCGUCCAGUCGGACAACUCCACGGCCGUAGCGUACGUAAAUCGGCUAGGCGUCACUCGCUGCUCGGCAGCCAUGGCCGAGGUGACAAAGGUUUUUCUUCUGGGCGGAAAACAAGGUUCCGGCCAUUUGGCGAUUCACAUUCCAGGUGUGCUCUUCUGGGAAGCGUAUUUCCUUAGUCGGUCCUCAGUCAACCCCGGAGAGUUGGUCCCUGCAUCCAGAGGUCUUCGCGUAGAGCUGCGACCUCUGGGACAUUCCAGACGUGGACCUCUUCGCGUCGGCACAAUCGGAAGAUUCUUCCAUUUUGUCAAUGUUCCGGGACCCCCUGGCUCUAGCCGUGGACGCCCUAGUGAUUCCUUGGAAGGGGUUUGCUCUGCCCUAUCUGUUCCCUCCCCUUCCGCUCCUUCCCAGGGUUCUGAGGAAGCCCAAAGCAGAGGACGUUCCUGCCUUACUGGUAGCUCCAGUUUGGUCCCGUAGGUCGUGGUACGGCGACGUGGUCAGGCUCCUGGACGACACUCCACUGCGCCUUCCACUUCGUUCGGACCUGCUGUCUCAGGGUCCUCUUUGCCACCCCAUUUUACAGUCACUGCAUUUGAGGGCGUGGCGGUUGAGACCGCAGUUUUGAGAACCCGUGGUUCUCUUCCCAAGUCAUUCCCACCAUGUUCAGGGCUCGCAAGCCUUCCUCGGCAAAAAUUUACCACCGUACCUGGUGGUCUUAUUUUUGCUGGUGUGAAGCUCAGUUUUUGUCUCCUGUUGCCUUUUCUGUUCCCCGUCUUCUUGCAGUCGGGAUUGGGACUGGGUUUGUCUUUCAGUUCCCUUAAGGGUCAGGUUUCGGCCUUUUCUAUUCCUUUCCAGCGUCCUCUAUCUUCUAAUUCUCAUGUCCGGACCUUCCUUCAAGGAGUGGCACAUGCUGCCCCUCCUUAUUGGUCACCUUCUCCUCCUUGGGACUUGAAUCUGGUUCUGGGUGUCCUCCAAGGUGAACCUUUUGAACCCCUUAGGGAAGGUGUCCCUGCGCCUCUUUUCUUGAAAAGUGGGGUUUCUUGUUGCUAUCGCCUCCAUUCGGAGGGUGUCUGAAUUGGCAGCUCUCUUCUGCCGUUCUCCAUUUCUGGGGAUUCACCAGGACAAGGUUGUCUUCCGACCAGAUCCUUCCUUUUUGUCUAAGGUUGUUUCGGCCUUUCAUCUAAAUGAGGACAUUGUUCUUCCGUUCUUUGUCCCGCUCCUUCUCCUCCUAGGAGCAUUUACUCCACGAACUGGAUGUGGUUCGGGCUGUUAGGUAUUAUCUCUCUAUCUCCUCUUCGUUUCGUCAGUGUGAUUUCCUUUUUCGUCCUUACGGAAGGUCGUCGUAAGGGACAGCCUGCUUCCAAGGCCACCACUUCUCGGUGGAUCCGGUCUGCCAUUUUGGAAGCCUAUCGCUGUAGGGGGAAGAUUCCUCCUUUCAGGGUUGUGGCUCAUUCUACCCGCUUCUGUUGGGGCAUCCUGGGCUCUCCAGAAUAAAGCCUCGGCCUCGAAGAUUACAAGGCAGCUAUUUGGUCAUCUUUGCACACUUUCUCAAAGUUCUACCGGGUUCAUACCUUUGCAUUGGCUGAUGCUAGUCUGGGCCGUAAACUGCUUGUUGCCAU